UAUUUAAUAAAUUAAUUGUAUUUAACUGUAAUAAUAGUCAUAUAUUUUUGUUCUAGUACUCUAGGAACUCAUAACAAUACAAUCCUUAUCGAAUCUUUCGAGAAAAUCUGCCGAAUUUUUUCAAUAAUCACACAUUGUGGUAAUAAAAAGCGAGAUUUACAGCAUGGUGAUAUAUCAAUAUGAUGAAAUGCGUUUUCCAUACUCAUUUCCAAUUGAAUGGAAAUUGACUGAUCUUUUGAAUCGAAUGAUGCUUCUUACCGGAAGAAUGAGAGCUCUUAUCAAUAUAUCACAACCUUUACGUUCUUACACGAUGGCUCAUAUAUCGACAAUGAAGAAGUUAAUUGUUUGUUUUCAUUAAUUAGUGAACAACGUUCAAUUUAAGCGAGGUACAUUGUUUUUAUAUGAAUUUAAUUUGCAAAUGUUUUACUACCUAGGGCUGUGGCAUAUAAAUUGAGAUAUCUACAUAUCACCAUUAUCAAUGGUCGUAUGAAAAAGUUCCACAGUUCAAAGUUAUAGUAUUUCGAGGGAAACAGACAGGGGCGGACUAGGACUUAAAAUUUCAUUCGGCCCCUGCAUUGUUAGUUCAUUGAUUAAUUAAAUUCUGUGUAAAACGGCGCCGGAUCUCUACCGGUCCACCGGGAAUUUUCCCAAAACUCCCGAUGGCCAGCCCACACCUGGACAUAGGCAAUGUAGAGCGCCGUCAUUCCAGUAAGCAAUCCGGCACAACGACUGGCUCUAAAGUUUACUUUUUAAUCCAGUUUAUUCCCCACCAUCGAGAAUACGGCAUUCCAGCGUUACUGGAAUCGUUUAGACGGUUCAAUAUCCAGUGCUGGUCGAAGCAUAGUACAGUGUACACGAGUUUGCGUUCUUAAUUAAAAAUGGUGAAAAAAUUAAACAAAAAUCAAACUUCUAAGUUCGUUACUCUGUACAGAGAACAUGAAUGCUUAUGGGAUAUCGCGUCUAAAGAUUAUAAAAAUAGGGCUAUGCGUGAAUUUGCCUUGAAAAAGAUUUGCGAAGAUAUGCAAAUGGAAGGUUUUGGCGUGGAAGAUGUUAAAAAUAAAAUAAAGUCUAUUCGAUCUACUUACUACUUAGAAUUAGACAAGAUUAAAAGGUCAACCACAUCUGGUGCUAGUGGCAAUGUAUAUCAACCUAAAAUGAAAUGGUUUACAGAGUUGGACUCUUUUAUAAAAAAUGUGGUGGUCAAAAGAAAAACGCACGAUAAUAAUGACAGUACCCAGUCUGUAUCAGAAAAUAAUGUCACUGCAGCCCCUACUAUAUGUUCUGGAAUAGAAUCACCUAAAACGGAAUCAAAAAAGAAUAAAAUGCCACGACUAUCUUCAAUAGUUAGUAGCGCGAAAUUGCUGCAAGAUGACAUAUGCAGAGCAGAAGAAGAGGAUGAAUUCGAUAUCUUCGGAAAGCACGUCGCAAAACAAUUACGAAAACUUUCAACUGAACAAGGUAUCGUAGCUCAAGAAGAAAUUCAAAGCGUGAUAACGAAAUAUCGAUUAAAUGACCUGCGUUAUUUCAAUGAUUAAUAAUAAUCAGAUCAAGCUAACCUUUUAAUGAUGUACAUAUUUCGCGCCAGAUCUCUGGUACAAAUUUUUAUGUAGAGGAUUUAUAUAUCCGGAAGAAAUGACUGAGGUUUUUUAUAAUUACUUCCAGUGGUCAGGGAAGAUGAUGUGACUUUUAAUAUUAAUUUUGUUGAUCUCUUUGCGUUGUUACGUUAAAUGUUACUUGAAAUUAUGGAUAAUAAUUCUUCAAACUUUAUAUUAUAGCGAUAUCAUGUUUCAUAUAUCGUUCUAUCAGUUUCUUUUUUUUUUGUGUGUGUGAAUCCAUUAUCACUUUCAAUUUACCACUUUCAGCGGUUCAAAAAAGACCGAAACAACGUAGACAUCGAACAAUUUUCAGUUAAACCAUUGAUAUGCAAUCGCUGAAUCCAUCGACUGAAUUAGUGUAAGCCCAACUUUAGUCCAAACAUUAUAUCCCAUUUGUUUGAACGACAAUCGGUCGAUUGGUUGUCUAUGUUAUUCUAGUCCUUUUCGUGCCACUUUUCGUGAAAGUGGUAAACUGUAAUGACAAUGGAUUCACGCUGAGCCAUAAAUACCGAGCCAUCUACCGAGUCGAGACGAUUCCGGUAACGCUGGAUGUUCUCUCAUGUUCUCGAUCGACGAGGAUUUGAAAAGUAGACGUUCGAUCCAGUCGCUGAACUAGAUCGCUUGAAAUGAGAUCGAAUGAAAACUCUGUUCACAUUACUCCAGUUAAGAUCCAUCGCUGGGUUGCUAUUUGACAAUGGACUGGAAUGCUAUUUGACUAGUAUAAACCCAGUUUCAUACAAGCCCCUGCUAUGGCUGUGACAGUUAGAGCCCGUUCGGCAAACAGAAAAAAUAUCGGAGACUACCAAAUGUGCCCGGGAUACAUCCGGACCACGGAUGACGAAUGGACACAACACUGAUAACGUAUAAACUGCUACAUUUAAAACUACGGUGACCGAUUCGGGCACGGGGCGCGGCAGGGGCACAGAACGGACAUAGUUCGGUUGUGUGUAAAUGGAAUCUUAAUCUUCAUAUGUUUGUCUAUCGAUAUCCAGUAUAAAUAUUCACGCGAUUAUUGAUUAUUCAUUAUUAUCUACGCUGUUUUAAAUUAAAUACGGUACUUAUUGUUAGUCAAAUAAUUUUAAUACUUUACGCUUUCUUUACACCUGUUUGUUUACAGUAUGAAGUGUGUACAUGUUAAAAAAGUUUAAAAAAUUAAUUAAAGCUUCAAUGUAUUUGU
Messenger RNA from Bombus pascuorum, 2772 nucleotides. RefSeq lists its product as uncharacterized. The transcript is spliced from 4 exons. The record is from RefSeq and is a predicted model, not a curated record. NCBI's taxonomy places the organism in Eukaryota, Metazoa, Arthropoda, Insecta, Hymenoptera, Apidae. The coding region runs from base 879 to 1535 and encodes 218 amino acids.